Messenger RNA from Electrophorus electricus (electric eel), 2136 nucleotides. RefSeq names its product telomeric repeat binding factor 2, interacting protein (gene terf2ip). NCBI's taxonomy places the organism in Eukaryota, Metazoa, Chordata, Actinopteri, Gymnotiformes, Gymnotidae. The record is from RefSeq and is a predicted model, not a curated record. Gene Ontology annotation, molecular function: telomeric repeat DNA binding. Gene Ontology annotation, cellular component: shelterin complex. Gene Ontology annotation, biological process: protection from non-homologous end joining at telomere; telomere maintenance via telomere lengthening.
UGACAUAACAUUGAGGUUUGGUAGCUAGCUAACUGUUAAGUUUUAGCAGUGGUGUGUUCGACAAAUUCUGAUUUAAUUUAGCUAGCUAACGGAAUAUAUAUCCUAGCUAGCAAUAUCAUAUUUAGCUAGCCUUAGUUUGUAAGCGAAUGUUAUGAAUUAAUUUCGCCUUUCUUUUAAUUGAUUAUGUUUGGAGAUGUUGGCAUAAGUUAGCUAACUGUCUAAUCGAAAAAAAGAACGUGUAAAGUUCACAAUGUCGGUUGUUAAAGGGGAUUCUUCAGACACAUCACCGGUCUUGUUCCUAAACACAAAAGGGGAACCCAUGCGCUUCUAUAUAAGGCCCGGUCCAACUAAGAUUCAGCUUCAGCCUUUAAUAACACGCAGUGGAGGAGUUCUCUGUCGGACCCAGGAGUCCAGUGCUAUUUUGCUGGCAGACCCUGGAGAGACUAGCAUCGCCAUGGAACGAGCCAGACAGUUCUACAUUUCAACUCAGUACAUCCAUGACUGCGUGGUGCAGAACCAGCAGCUGGAUAUAGAAAACUAUAGAUUCAGUAAUUUGCAGCCGGCUCUGACCAGGGCGACUGCACGGAAGCACAGAGGUCAGGGGCGCAUGUGUUACUCCCUUGAAGAUGAUGCAGCGAUUAUAAAUUUUAUUGCCAAGUGUCGACAUGAAGUGAAGGGCAACCGGGUCUGGCAACAAAUGGAGCGCCAGGGCAUCACCACCCACAGCUGGCAGUCUAUGAAGGACCGAUUUCUGAAACACCUCCAGUAUAAGAUAUCUGAUAAAAGCCCUGUGAGAAAGCCAAAAAAGAUUCCCAUAGAAGAGAGCUCCUCCUCUGAGCACAAUAUAUCUCAGACCUCACCAGAACCUCAUAUGCUAAAGAAGACACCCAACAAAGCACUGAUUACUUCCUCUUCUGAUUCAGACACCACACAGGUCACCCCUGAUGUUCUGGGGUUGACUGAAGGCAGAGCGGCAGACCACACCCCUCCCAGGUCGUCACCUAGGAAACGUAACGCGCAACAGUGUCCAGGUUCAGGAAAGGACAAGCCAUAUCCCCCGAGUGACGUAGUCAAGGAGACGCUUAAAGGGGAUAAACCAGAUCAAGAGUGUCUACCUGAGGAACUGCAGGACCAGCAAGACAGUGAGCAACCUGAAAUCUCACCUAAAAGAGCCAGAGGAGACAAGGAUGCGACUGGGGGGAACGCAUCAGGACCAGAAGAUCAAUUGGUGACUCCACGCAAGAUCAGACAAAAAAAUCCCGAAAGCGCUACAUGCUCUGAGAAGAAGCUGGGCAUACUUGAAAGAGCUGCCAGAGAAUUUGAGGACUCUCAGAGUGAUAAUGGAAGUCUGGAGGACUCGGAUUCGGAUGAGUGUCAGAUUAUGGCAGCACGUGAAAUGGCUGUAGGGGACCAGCAGGUGGAUAUCCAGCAUCCUAAAGAUGGGGAACCACAUUUACCUGCACCCUCAAAGGGCAAAGGCACCCAGGGGCAUGAGGACAAUGACCCAGGUCCCAGCACUGCCGCCAUCCCCAUAACAUCCAAUGUCCACAUGUUUCUCUUUGACCAGGAGUCCCAAGAAGACCUCACCCAGCUUUCUCAGGAAGAAGGGCUGUCCAAGGACUUGUUGGAGGCAAAGCAACAUGUGGUUAAUUUGAUGCAGGAAUCUGAGAAGGACCUGGUUGAGGUUAUGAAGGCGCUGUUGAAAGCCAGCGGUGACGUGUCUCUGGCUCUUACAUAUUUGCUUGGAGGAUAUGACCGUAAUGUACACAGACCCAUCUGGACUAGGCAGGAUGAUGAGAAACUUCUCUCAUGUGAUUCUUCUGCGCUUCCACAGCUUCAGGAGAAGUAUGGAGCACAGGGAAUAUCAAAGAGACAGGCUUUUCUCAAAGCAAUGUGAAUCGUGACUGUGGUUUAUUGUACAAAAGCACAGUGUUAUUUUAGUACACAGCCUGAAAUUUAUACCUGAGGAAAAAUUAAAAUAUAAUGUUUCUUCUUGUUUUAGGUAGACCACAUUUUAUCCUUUUAGCGACUGUAGUAUUGAAAUACAUGUCAUGAAUGUGGGAAGAGUUUCCAUACUACUUUUUAAAUAUUUUUUUUAAUGAGACAAGCGAAAUAAACUUGUUAUAAUUAAAGCGA